Messenger RNA from Colossoma macropomum (tambaqui), 4744 nucleotides. RefSeq names its product mucin-12. The record is from RefSeq and is a predicted model, not a curated record. The coding region runs from base 217 to 1077 and encodes 286 amino acids. NCBI's taxonomy places the organism in Eukaryota, Metazoa, Chordata, Actinopteri, Characiformes, Serrasalmidae. The transcript has 5 exons.
GGCUGGAGCGCACAGGUUCAGAGCUGAUCAGCGGCAGAAAACGGACCCGAGAAAGGAAUCAGAGCCGUGUGUCGAGUGAACACAGCCCGGGAUCUCCUGCCUGCAGGCCUGGCCAGGCCUCUCUCAGCGCUGCCCAGCCCCUGAGGAUAUUUUUAGACAUGAUAUUCGCCAUCAAGUAAAAGGCCAGCAGACUCCAGCAGCUCCAGACAGCAGAAAAUGGAGACUGGAGUGGCCGUUAUAAUGUGGAUCAUCCUGCUGCUCACCAGCACAUCUGAGCUGAAAGGUGAGUCCACUGCCUCCUCCCCAGCACUGACGCCUGGUUUGACCCUAAAUGAGGUGAUCUCCGUUGCCCUCCAUGUGACCCCAAAGAGUAACGUCAUGGAGACCCAGCCUGAUUCCACCCACGUGAGCGAGUUUCCCCCUCACAAUGAGACUUCACACGCUGCAGCCACGGCCUUCUCUCCUCCAACUGACCCCAGCACACACACUGCGGUCAUGGCAGUCAGCUCACCCUCUCCAGCCAGCACUCAAACGCCUGCACCUGGACGCAGCACAGAGACGACACAAGCUUCCUCAGAUACCAGUCCAGCUCUCACCUCACUGAGGAGCACCACCAUCACUCCAGGAUCCAUGAUGACUUUAACUGCCUCUACUGCAGCCUCUACCAGUCUUAGUGAAGAACAUCAAACGUCUCAUCAGUCCACCUUCAGCUCCUCUGAGACGAUUCAGACAGCUUCUUCAGUUCCUUCUUCCAGUCCAGCUUCCACUUGGACUGCCUUGACGGACAAAACCCAGCCCACUGGACCUGUUCCUGUGGAGAACCCGCACCAGGAUGGAGCGUCUGAACUGGAUGUUGGAGAUGAAGAUUCAGAUUCAGUCAAAGUGCCUCACGCCUCUCCGUGGGACCCCCUGUUCGCUGCUCUGGUCUCCAUCUUCAUCGUCAGCACUGCUUUGGUCUCCGUAAUGCUCUUCCUCAGGUUUCGCCAGCAAAGUGAGCAUCCAGAGUUCCAUCGGCUGCAGGACCUGCCCAUGGAUGAUCUCCUGGAGGACACUCCAUUGUCGAGAUACUCGUAUUAAGAUGGAACUCAGGGCCACCGUUUUUGUAACUGAAGACCCUCAGGCUUCUGAAACUGCUGUUGAUGGUCCUAAGAACCAAACCAGGCACUGCCCAAAAUGGCCAGAAUUGUUUGGUGGAUUUCCCGAGAGGCUUUCAAUUUAAAAAGUAGGUCCUACAUUUGUGAGCCAUAUGAUCAUGUGAUCAAAUCACAUAUAACACACAGUUUCCAGAGGUUCACUUAUGACAUUUGGUUGGGUUUAUAUACCAAAACCUCCCUUAGUAUUUACCGGCUGAGCCUUUAAGACUGAUACAUGUAAAUGACCUCAGUUUUGAUAUUAUGCCAAAAAAACUAGUACAUGACUAAUAUAAACCUAGUAAGAACUAAUAGAAAUCCAACUUACAGACUCUGAUUUCUGUACAGUGGUGGUGAUGGGAACCAGCAGUCACCAUGACUACAACACAGAUAUAGCCAUUUUAUUUACUAUCCAGAACCACCAGUGAACCUACACGAGUCUUUUGAGUUUUAUAUGAAAGGUUGAAGAUGGUAAAAUAGUAAUAAACCUGAAAAAUAUAUUUUCUUUGGGGACUAUUUUGCCUUAGAACACCCUGUAUGUAUCUCUCCACCAGAAAUUGGUUUUACAAAUACACUUUAGGCCAAAAUUUGAUCUCAAAACUAUCAUUAAACAAUGUGUCAGACAUCAGGCAGCGCAUAUGAUGCUCAAAUGGACCUGAUGCAUAUUUAACCAUCCAAAACAUUAAAAAUGUCUUUCCUUCCAUAAACAUUCUCUUUAGCUCGAUUAAAAUGAAUGUAAUUAAUAUGUAGCGUAAUCACGUUUUUCACCCAUUACAGAUGAUUUUUAAUAAUUUACUUGUUUUUAUAAAAAAAAUCAUUUUCAAAUUGUUUUUCUGUACAUCGGCAAAAACUAAACAUUCAACACUUUUGUUUUAUUAAUUCUUAUUUAGACUUUUUAAAAUUUUCGACACAUUUUCUGUCAUGUCGGCAUGUUGACUAAUACAAACAAACAUCUCUUCUGUUCCGGGUCAAACUGACCCAGUCAGUUCAAUUCACACUAAAUGACCCAUUAGAAAAGGUUUCAAUAUUUUUCCCAUAUUUUUAAAGUUUGAAACGGAUCAAUUUGACCUGCAACAUGAGAGGAGGGUUCAAAUAAAGAAGAUAUUUUAAGCCAAAAUCUUCUCAAAACUGUGGUAAAAGAAUGACUCAGGCCUGAACACUGUAUUCAUACCAAUUAUUUUUGUAAUAGCUUUCUGUGAGGGAGCUUUUAGAGAUGGACGUCUGGUUCCUAUCACCACCACUGUGAACAGUUCUGACUGUAAGUUUGUCUAGAACAGUGUUUCACACCAAACCACCCUGAAUGACUUUCAUCUCAACCAUUUAAUUAUGUAGAAUAAUAACUGGGCGUGGCUAAACUGCUGGAGGCUGAAAGGGCGAAUAUAUGUAAAUGCAUUGUUUUUGGUGAGGUCACAAAAAACAAUGAAUUCAAAAGGGGCUGUUUUUGCAGCUUAAUUUCCAUAUAUGGACUGUAUGGGUCGGAGGCCGAAUGGUACUUUAUCAGUGUUUACAACUCUUAUUUCCAAACUGUGAGGAGAAAUUAAUGGGCCCUUUAAAGUAAACAUGAAUAGCAAAUGCAUUACAUACAAAGUAGGAAGUGAAUGAACGCAGGGCCUUGUUAAGGUAAGUGGAGUCAAAGAAUGGGUGGAAUUCUUUUUCUUGCCUUCUCAGAGACAUUAAAAGAGAUCAGCCAGAGUGGUUAACUAUGAAACCACUGCCAUAUCUGGUCUUUAACAUUUUCAUUUGUAGAAAAUGCUGAAUAUGUUUUGUACAUUUUAGUGUUUAUAUUGUACAACCCAAUUUCCAAAUAAGUUGAGAUGCUGUGCAAAAUGUAAAUGAAUACAAAAUGCAAUGAUGUGCAAAUGAUUUAAACCCUAUAUUUCAUUGAAAAUAGUACAAAGCCAACAUAUCAAUUGUUGACAUUGAGACAUUUUUAUUGUUUUUUGAAAAAUAUUUGCCCAUUUUGAAUCUGAUUCCAACAACACAUUCCAAAAAAGUUGGGACAGGGGCAACAAAAGGCAGGUUAAGUUGUGUAUUGCUAAAAAAAAACACCUGGUGGUUGAUUGGCAACAGGUCAGUAAUGUGAUUGGGUAUAAAAAAGCAUCCCGGAGAGGCUGAGUCUUUCAGAAGUAAAGAUCAGGAGGGGUUCACCACUCUGUGAAAGACUGCAUGGUCAAAUAGUGCAACUUUUCAAGAAUAACGUUUAUCAACAUGAAAUAGCAAAAAACUUUUGCUUUUCAUCAUCUACAGUACAUAAUUUCAUUAAAAGAUUCAGAGAAUCUGGAGAAAUCUCUGUAUGUAAGGGACAAGGCCAAAAACCAGUAUUUGCUGGAAGAAAUGCUGCCACCUUCUCUGGGCCCGAGCUGAUUUAAAAUGGACUGAGGGGAAGUGGAAAAGUGUCCUGUGGUCCAACAAAUCAACAUUUGAAACUUUUUGGAAAUCAUGGACACUGUGUCCUCCGGGCUAAAGACCACUCAGCUUUUUAUCAGUGCACAGUUCAAAAGUCAGUAUUCAUGAUGGUAUGGGGGCCUUAGUGCACAUGGUAUGGGUGACGUGCACAUCUGUGAAGGCACCAUUAAUGCUGAACGAUAUAUACAUGUUUUGGCAACAUAUGCUGCCAUCCAGACAACGUCUUUUUCAGGGAAGGCCUUGAUUAUUUCAGCAAGACAAUGACAAACCACAUUCUGUAUGUAUUACAACAGCAUGGCUCCAUAUUAAAAGAGUCCAGGUGCUAAACUGACCUGCCUGCAGUCCAGACCUGUCACCACUGAAAACAUUUGGCGAUUGAUGAAAUGAAAAAUACAACAAAGGAGACCCCGAACUGUUGAGCAGUUGAAAUCCUAUAACAAACAACAACGGGAAAACAUUUCACUUUCUAAACUACAGCAGUGUCUCCUCAGUUCCCAAACACUUACAGAGUGUUGUUAAAGAAGAGGUGAUGAAACACAGUGGUAAACAGGCCCCCAUCCCAACUUUUUUGGAACGUGUUGUUGGCAUCAAAUUCAAAAUGGGCAGAUAUUUUUCAAAAAACAAUAAAAUCUCUCAGUUUCAACAUUUGAUUUGUUGUUUUUGUCCUAUUUUCAAUGAAAUAUAGGGUUUGAAUCAUUUGCACAUUAUUGCAUUUUGUUUUUAUUUACUUUUUGCACAGCGUCCCAACUUUUUUUGGAAAUGGGGUUGUAGUAAUGGAGAACUGCUUGAAUUACAUUCUUCUAGAGCGUCUGAAGGAUUUAUGUGUAUUUUCUAGUAGGUAUUUCAAUACAGUUGCUUUUUCUAAGAAAUGUAAUAGUAUUUAGGCCUAUCAUUAGGUUGUGACAGGACUUUAGUGCAGGAGGUCCAUUAGAGCAGACUUACGUUUUAAAGUGUGUGACUGUUUAUUUUGGAAUCAGUGUUUAAGGUAAAAAAAACUGACUUUAAAGUAAGAAUUUGUAUUUGAAAUGUAAUGCACUGUAUUUAAUUCUUUAGGAUCUGUGGUAAACAUAGUGCCUACUGUACUACUGUGCCAAAUCUGUUCUACUGUAAAAAUCUUAUACUGUGUUAUAUCACUACUGAUGUGUGAGUGUGAACUGUAAAGCAGCCGUUUGUAAUAAAACAAAUUCCUUGUGCAAUAAAGUUUUUAG